UCCGGCAAAAAUGAACGAAAAUCCUGUGAAAAUUAAUUCUACAUGGCGAAUUUGUGAAAAAACAUCGUUAGGAACGGAUUUCGAGUCAUUGCUGAACGUGCAAGAGACGAAAAACGCAGAAAAAGAUGACGUCGAUGCAAUUUCCUUCUUAGAUGUCGUUGAUAUGGAGCACUAUCUGUACCUUUUGAGUCCCGAAAAGGAUGAGGAACGAUGUUUGCUGACACUUUCGACCACAAAAGGGACAUUUGAAAGUGUAAAUUUGGUCACAGAUUCGAGGAAUGUUGAGAUUUUCAUCGCAGAUAUGGAUCAAAUAGCUUCUUAUUGGAAAACUUUUAAAGGAAAUGUGAUAGAAGAGCUCUCGGAGUUGGGAAAUGAGACUUUUUUGCAUGAAAUUUGCUUUGAUUGUUCAGUGAGGCAUGUUGAAUUGAAGUUAGGAAAAUCAUCCGACAAAGCCCUCUAUUUAUUCGGAUUAAAAGUCACAAUAAAACCUGGAAGCGAUUCGAGUCACAAAAUGUUACCAUUCGCCCCAAGCAGUAGUAUAGACUUCAAAAAUGUCGAAAGUAUGCUCAGUAAUUCGAAUGUUCCAAUAUCCGCUGGAGCGGAAAAAGCCUUAACAUUCCUCAAACAAAGCGGAAAAUCUUUUGCACCGCCAGCUAUGCCGCCAAAUAUGGAAGUUCUUAUGAAUAUGUUGAACCAAGCUUCGAUCCAAAGCUCACAAAAUCCAAAAGUACCUGAAUUAGAGGCACCUUCAACGUCAAAAACGGAAAAAUCAACGAAAGACAUGCCUCCAUUUGGUUCAAAUCCGUUAGAAAUGGUCAAAUCGUACCUCGAUGUGCGAUUAAAAGAAAUGCAAAAUGAGAUAAUGAAAGAUUUUGAUGCGAAAUUAAAAGGAUUUGAAGAGAGACAGAAUCAAAAAUUUGAUCAAAUAAUUAAAAUGUUGAAGAAGAAAUAAAAUUUUAACAGUAGC
Molecule: messenger RNA, 967 nt
Organism: Culicoides brevitarsis
Lineage: Eukaryota; Metazoa; Arthropoda; Insecta; Diptera; Ceratopogonidae
Exons: 2
Coding region: 11-952 (313 amino acids)
Source: RefSeq, a predicted model, not a curated record